Pipra filicauda (Wire-tailed manakin) is the source of this 2312-nucleotide messenger RNA. It is a transcript of the gene GTF2H5, whose product is annotated as general transcription factor IIH subunit 5. Lineage: Eukaryota; Metazoa; Chordata; Aves; Passeriformes; Pipridae. Bases 130 to 345 code for a protein of 71 amino acids. The transcript has 3 exons. The record is from RefSeq and is a predicted model, not a curated record. Gene Ontology annotation, cellular component: transcription factor TFIIH core complex; transcription factor TFIIH holo complex. Gene Ontology annotation, biological process: transcription by RNA polymerase II; transcription initiation at RNA polymerase II promoter; nucleotide-excision repair, preincision complex assembly.
GGGAGCGGCGCAGUUGGAGGGUCGUGGCCUGCGGGAGUCGCACGGUUUGCUCCAUUCGCGUGUGCGACCCGAAGCAAGGGGUUGUUUUUGCGGCCUCUGCCUCCCGGCGUUUGCAAGAGAACCGAGAAGAUGGUGAAUGUUCUGAAAGGUGUUUUGAUUGAGUGUGACCCAGCAAUGAAGCAGUUUCUGCUCUACUUGGAUGAGUCAAAUGCUUUGGGAAAGAAGUUCAUCAUACAAGACCUGGAUGAAACUCAUGUCUUUGUAUUAGCUGAAUUGGUUAACUUCCUCCAGGAGAGAGUAGGCGAGUUAAUGGAUCAGAACUCGUUUCCUAUUACUCAGAAGUGAAAAGACAAGAGAAAUGGGAUUACUGGAAGGAAAGUGAAUUUCAAUAGCAUGGGUUGUUUUAAUAGAUAACACUGUGAUUUGUAAGUUCUACAUAGAAGUGGCUACUCUGAAAAAUGCAUCAUUUUCGUAGACAAAAUACUCUGGAACUGGAUUUUGUUUCUUAUUUUGAAAGAUUAUGGUAUCUUUACUAAAAUCCUUAAAAUUCUACAGUUGAGGACUUGCCUAAAGAAUUUUUGAUGCAUGCUCUGUGUUUUUCCUGUAGGAUUUUUAUCUUGCAAAAUGGUGUGACUCAAAAAUUAGUGUUUAUGCAUUAAAAUGCUAUAUGGACUCUUCUGACAUGUUAUGUUUCUGUAGAAUUGUUUGACUCUGAUUAUAGUGUGACUGAAAGAAAGUAAAGCAUAUCUGUUAAAGUAUGAUCUGUGCUUGUUGGAACAUCUCUGUAAGUUGAAGGCAUGGUCAGAUAGUGCUUUAACUUAAUGGGUUUUAUACACCAGAAUGAAAGUCGGUGUGACUGUUUUAUUGUUGUGGUUUUGUUUUGUUUUCCAAAAGUUUAACAAAUGCCCCAUACUACUUGCCUACUUUUACCAAAUCACAAAUUAAAGGGGUAACAGAAAUGGGAGACCAAUCCUAUAUAUAAUUGCUUUGGUCACAGUAAGCUAUGUGAUCAGGAAGGAGAUUCACGUGCUCUACCUGCAAAGAGGAAAGCUGGUUUGGGAUUUUUUUUUUUUUUGAGUGUUGUGUUUUUUCCUUCAGCUUAGCUCUUCCUCCCCUAUUGCUUUUUGCUGCAAAGGAAAAGUUUUGUAGUUUCAUAGUCUUUUGGGUUUUGUUUUGGUUUUUUGCUUUGUUUUUGUUUUUAGUUUUUGCAUUGUAUUUGUAACUCUAGUUCAGACACUGGCUUAUUUAGUAAAUGAGCUAGUGUAUGAUGAUGGAAUCUCUGAAGAUCCCUUUUUGCAGGUCAGGCACAUACAGAUUACAGAAACAAGAAGAAUAAUAUGUAUUACUUUUUCUCUUAUCCUACUUCCUACUCAAAAUAGUAAAAAUUGUUGGAUCUAUAAGUAAUCAUUGAUAUUCUGGGAUAUUACAUCAAAGGGAAGCUUGGUUUUCAGAGCUUCUCAUGUAUAUCAGACACGUUUUUAUCUUCGGGGAAAAAACAAGCAUAAAUUGAAAAGCUUUUGUAAGGAACAGUUUUCCUUGCUGACUUUCCCACUGCUGCUUGUUUUUCUUGUCCAGUAGCUAUCAGAUUAGUUGGUGGGUUUGUUUUUGUUGUUUGUUUGGGUUGCUCAUUGGUUUGUUGGGGGAGAGUUGUUUUGGUUUGUUUUUUUCCCCUCAGGAAUAGGGAAGCUUCAGGAGAAAGUUUCACUAGAUAUUUUUAAUCAAAAAGCUGUCCAAAGAAAGUUCUGUAGAAUUGCAUAUAUUCAGGCUCAUGAUGAGCAAACAGGCUUGUAGAAUUUAGCAUCAUGUAAUUUCUGUUUCCCUUCUUUGGAAUUCUUGUUUGUUUUCCAUCCAGAUUUUGCUGAAAGGUAAAUCAUCCCCCACUCUUCCUUCAAAUGACAGCAUUUGAAAAGUCAUGUGUGGAAUUCCACCUCUUAAGCUUCUCUAUAUUUAGCAUGUCUAGUGCUCCAUUUCUGUUAUGAUUUUCCUUUUAGGUCUAUAAUAAACUUCUUGCAGUUCUUGGGUUUUUCUCUUGGUUAAUUGCACAGCUUUGCUGUUGCAUUACCUGUGCUUUGGCUUACAUUUACAAUUGAUAAUGGCUUAUGUAAUACAGACGGAUAGAAAUUCCAAACUGUAUAAACUAAAUAAGCAUGUAUUCUUAUACUCUACUUGUAACUUUUUUUUUCUUAUUUUGAUCAAACAAGUUUAUGGACUUUUAACUUCUAAACCUGUCAAUAAUUUGAUCCUUUCUGCAACCUAACAAGGCCUAAUUGAUUCUGUACUGUAAGAAUAAACAAACGAUGUAAAGAAGCAAA